AUGACAUUUGUGAAGAACGAGCUAAAGAUGUUCAAGAGGAUUCUUAGUGCAGAACUCCCAGAAGGCUUUGAGAGUCAGAUUCAGGAUGAGGAAGUGGUGGACCCUGAAGAUGAGAAGCAGGAGAGCAGACCUGGCCAGCAGAAUCAAACAAAGUCCAGUGUCUUUUCUUCACUGUUCAGAGAGAAGCCUAAAGUUACUGAAGUUACUUUCUACAAGAGUGCUGUGGAUAAAGCCUUACGAAGUGAGGCAGGAAACCUGGACCUUUUCCUCCGCUUCCUUCUGGGCCUCUCACUGGAGUCCAAUCAGAAGCACUUACGAGGUCUACUGACAAAGACCAGAAGCAGCUCACAGAGCCAUGAAGACACAGUCGAGUACAUCAAGGAGAAGAUCAGGGAGAAUCCCUCUCCAGAGAGGAGCAUCAAUCUGUUCCACUGUCUGAAUGAACUGAAUGACCAUUCUCUAGUAGAGGAGAUCCAAAGAUACCUGAGAUCAGGAAGUCUCUCAAAACCCAACCUGUCACCUGCACAGUGGUCAGCUCUGGUCUUUGUGUUGCUGACUUCAGAAAAGGAGCUGGAUGUGUUUGACCUGAAGAAAUUCUCCAGAUCAGAGGAAGGUCUUCUGAGGCUGCUGCCAGUGGUCAAAGCCUCCAGAGCUGUUCUGCUGUCAGGCUGUGGAGUCACAGAGGAAGGCUGUGCUUCUCUGGUCUCAGCUCUGAGGUCAAACCCCUCACACCUGAGAGAGCUGGAUCUGAGUAACAAUGACCUGAAGGAUUCAGGAGUGAAGCUGCUCUCUGCUGGACUGGGGAAUCCCCACUGUAAACUGGAGACUCUGAGACUCACUGGCUGUAAACUCACAGACACAUCCUGUGAAGUGUUGGCCUCAGCUCUCAGUUCAAACCCCUCACACCUGAGAGAGCUGGAUCUGAGUAACAAUGACCUGAAGGAUUCAGGAGUGAAGCUGCUCUCUGCUGGACUGGGGAAUCCCCACUGUAAACUGGAGACUCUGAGGCUGUCAGGCUGUCUAGUCACAGAGGAAGGCUGUGCUUCUCUGGUCUCAGCUCUGAGGUCAAACCCCUCACACCUGAGAGAGCUGGACCUGAGCUACAAUCACCCAGGAGACUCAGGAGUCAGACUGCUCUCUGCUGGACUGGAGGAUCCACACUGCAGACUGGAGAAACUCAAUGUGGAACAUGGUGGAGAGAACAGAAUGAAACCUGGGCUUAGAAAAUAUGUCUGUGAUCUCACACUGGACCUAAACACAGUAAACAGACUCCUCUCUCUGUCUGAGGGGAACAGAAAGGUGACAUGGAGGAGAGAGAAGCAGCCGUAUCCUGAUCACCCAGAGAGAUUUGAGGACUGUGGACAGGUGCUGUGUAGAGAGGGUCUGACUGGGCGCUGUUACUGGGAGGUAGAGUGGAGGGGAGGGGCUGUUAUAGGAGUGACAUAUAAAGGAAUCAGCAGGAGAGGAUGGGGUCUUGACUGUUGGCUUGGAUACAAUGACAAGUCCUGGAGUCUGUUCUGCUCAGACAACAGUUACAUUGCCUGGCACAAUAAUAAUGUCACUACCAUAGACGUCCCCUCCUCCAGCUCCCACAGAGUAGGAGUGUAUCUGGACUGGCCAGCCGGCACUCUGUCCUUCUAUAGAGCCUCCUCUGACACACUGACCCACCUGUACACAUUCACCUCCACAUUCACUGAGCCCCUCUAUCCAGGGAUUGGGGUUCAUGAUGUUGACUCUUCAGUGUCCCUGAAAUAAUAACCCACACACACACACACACACUGAGACACACAGACACACACACAUACACACUGAGACACACACACACGUACUGGACAAACACACA
This is a messenger RNA of Oncorhynchus nerka (sockeye salmon), 1843 nucleotides long. RefSeq names its product NACHT, LRR and PYD domains-containing protein 12-like. The coding region runs from base 1 to 1755 and encodes 584 amino acids. The record is from RefSeq and is a predicted model, not a curated record. NCBI's taxonomy places the organism in Eukaryota, Metazoa, Chordata, Actinopteri, Salmoniformes, Salmonidae. Gene Ontology annotation, biological process: intracellular signal transduction. Gene Ontology annotation, molecular function: protein binding. The transcript is spliced from 7 exons.